Molecule: messenger RNA, 1353 nt
Organism: Trichoderma gamsii
Lineage: Eukaryota; Fungi; Ascomycota; Sordariomycetes; Hypocreales; Hypocreaceae
Exons: 1
Coding region: 1-1353 (450 amino acids)
Source: RefSeq, a predicted model, not a curated record
AUGGAGAGGUCAAGCAAACUCGCUCCUCUCACCCUCGUCUCCAAAUACUACCCAGCCGUGGCAAACUACUCCUACCCUCGCAGCGAGGGCGCCCCAACCCCUUGCAACAGCAGACGGCCGUCAUCGUCAAAGUGCUCGUCCUCCUUUGAAGACAUCAAGCGGUCGUCAGUGGACUCUCAGGAGUCAAGUCCUUUAUCAUCCCCGCCGAGCCUGGUCGACGACCGCACCGACUCUGAAGCCUCGGCGGACGUCGAUGACUAUCGCUAUCACGCGCACGCAAACGAGCUCUGGGACAGCUUCUGGAUGUCCGGACAGCAUCAGUAUCUUGACGACAGUCACGCGAAGAAGCCUUCCAUCAUGGCUACUUCAGCAGCAGGUCCUGCUUCCACGGCCCCAAGCCGUGUUCCUCCUCAAGUCCCGGAAAAGGACUAUCCAGCCCUGAUAUCUUCGCCUCAGCGCUCGAGAAGACGUCCACAAGGCCCUCGCUCCCAGGGAAGCAAUGGCUGGCCGCUCUCUGACCAACACCCGCAGCCAGACCAGCCACGAAAAGCAUCACCGACUUCUUCGGCAUUCCCAAAGAUUGUCAACAUCCCGUCGCCAGCAUGUACACGACCAAGCUCGAGUUCUCAGCUACCCAUUGAUGCUUGCGAGAAUCGCCUCUCAGAAAUGGACGCCCGCUGUCCUCUCCAACAGGCUCCUUCUCCUCCGCAUCCACCAGCAUCUCUCUACAGCCGUCCGGGAAGUCCUCAUCCCAGGGCCUUCUCACCCGCCUCUCUAAAGGCAUUUCAGCGUCCAGUUACAUCCCACGGCUCACGACCAUCCAGUCCCAUGGACUAUCCUAAUCCCUCUCCUCCGCCAACAGCGCCUUUACCAGCCCUGCCAGCAAACUGUCCAAAAGCCCCUCAUCUCACACAUCGAUCUUCAAAUCUCUCUCAACACAGCCAUACUCCACAAUCACAAUCUCAGCCACUAAGCCAUACCAUCCGCCCAUACAAAUCAACCACUCAACUCCGUCGCCCUCCUCCAGAGCCGCUCCCCGUCUCCGUCUUCGAGUACGACUCCGACACAGACUGCACAGACGAUGAAUCCUCGCCUCUGGAGUCUCCCGCCCUUUCCUUCUUCCGCUUCCACAGACGGAGCCAAAGCCCCCGGAGCAACGACGACAUCUUCACCCGUCGCCGCGGCUCUGCCUCCAAAGUAGCUUCAACAACAGCUCAUCAAUCUUCCUUGAUUGAUGCCGCAGAAAAGGAGAAUUGCAAACGGCGCAAGAGGAACAACACCAUAGACAGUCUGCCCCGCGUGGUGAAGCAGUCAGACGUGUUUAGCAGAAUGCUGGGGCUACGGAGUCGAUGA